Molecule: messenger RNA, 411 nt
Organism: Laccaria bicolor S238N-H82
Lineage: Eukaryota; Fungi; Basidiomycota; Agaricomycetes; Agaricales; Hydnangiaceae
Exons: 4
Coding region: 1-411 (136 amino acids)
Source: RefSeq, a predicted model, not a curated record
AUGGAACGAAAGCAAAUGGGCGGUCCACUGGCGCCUAAAGCGGCUCCAGCAAGACGGAAAAAAGGAAAACAUUUCCUGGCAAAGAACGAGGCUCUGGAAUUGGCAGCGUCAAUAGCGGGAGCGCAGGAACAAAAGGCACUAAGAAAGGCUGAGAAACAUCACCAGGCCCAGCCUCACCACCGGAAUACAGAUGAUGAAAAACCACGUUUAUCGAAUUCGAAACUCAAGAUCAAAGAAACUAAGGCCCUGCUCGCAGCUCAGCGGGCUCGAUCUAAAAAGGACAAGGCUAAAAAACGAAAACGGCGUUCACAGGAUGCCACCUUCCCGCCUGAUGACAACGAUGGUCACGCGCGCGUUGGGCUCCUCUCUGCCACAACCAAACCUGCCCGGAAAAAAGUCUCAUUUGCGUAA